Molecule: messenger RNA, 916 nt
Organism: Neopelma chrysocephalum (saffron-crested tyrant-manakin)
Lineage: Eukaryota; Metazoa; Chordata; Aves; Passeriformes; Pipridae
Gene: AP5S1
Product: adaptor related protein complex 5 subunit sigma 1
Exons: 2
Coding region: 178-762 (194 amino acids)
Biological process (GO): endosomal transport; double-strand break repair via homologous recombination
Cellular component (GO): late endosome; AP-type membrane coat adaptor complex; lysosome
Source: RefSeq, a predicted model, not a curated record
CCCCGGAGUUUUGGCCAAUCGUAACCCGCCGUUUGCGCGUCCUCCGCCCUUCCCUCCGCCCACCGCCGGCCGCCCCUUCCGGAAGCACCACCGCUCCUUUCCCGAGCCACCACCGCCCCUUCCGCCGGAGCAGGGGUUGGGCUGGGCUGCGCCGCGCCGCGGGGCGCGGUCUCGGCCAUGGUCCGGGCGUUCGUGCUGCUGUCGCCGGGCGGGCCGGCCGGGCAGGCCCCCUGCCGCGUGCUGUACGCGCGCGCCUUCGGGACCCCUCCCGGGACCCCUCUCGAGGGUCCCCGGCAGCGCCUUCGCAGCAAGGAGCAGCUGCUGGUCGUGGCUAGACAAGUGGCUUCCCAGUGCCAGCUGCUUCAGUCAUCCCUGGGCCGCCUGUCCUCCCCACAGCUUCCCCAGCUGCCUGAUGAGCCGAUGUCACUCCAAGAUGCUCCGGGGGGGCUUUUCCAGAUGCCCCCUGGAGACCCCUUCCCUGACCGGGUGACAGUAGUCUGGUUAUCAGUGCUGGCCCUCGCCUGUGCUUUGGUUUGUGACCCCCAGGAAAAUCUGUCCUUGGCUGAAACCACCCUGCGGCGCCUGGCUCCCCGCCUGCUCAUCUCCUUGCGGCUCCUCAGCCCUGGCGCUGACAUCCUGCUCCGUCCCGAUGCCGCUGAUGCCCUCCUGGAUCGUCUCCUGCCCCAUGGGCAGAUGCUUUUUCUCAAUGAACGUUUCCUGCAGGCAGUGGACCGGGAGCUGGGCAUCAAAGCAUCCCGCUGAGCUACAGAUGACAUCCCUGCCCACCACCCCUGAAUAUUUUUCAUUGGGGAGAGACAAGGGAAGGAUCUGAGAUGGUCGCCAAGCCCCAUCAGGAUGGAUGGGAAAAGUAGCUCAGGAAUAAAGAGCACCAUGCCAGCAAAGAGCGGGAUUUUAA